AUGUCGCCCUUCAACUUGGAAAAAUGCGCCCGCCCAAACGUUUUGGCUCUCGAGCCUUAUCGAUGCGCCAGAGACGACUACAAGGAUGACGGAACGAACGUCCUUCUCGACGCCAAUGAGAAUGCCUAUGGCCCGUCGCUAGAGUCAAACUUUGAAGCGGGAAAUCUGGGCAUCGACUUCCUGGGCCUGAACAGGUAUCCUGACCCUCACCAGCCCGAACUGAAGCAGCUGCUCUGCAGCCUACGCAACACCCACACCCACACAACCAAGAACCUCGGAUCCGAGAAUGUCUUCGUUGGCGUCGGCAGUGACGAGGCCAUCGACGCUUUGCUGAGAUGCUUCUGCGCCCCCGGCAAGGACCGUAUCCUUACCUGCCCGCCUACCUACGGAAUGUACUCCGUCUCGGCCCAGAUCAACGACGUGAGCAUCGUCAAGGUGCCCCUGAAGCCCGCUCCCGAGUUUGCCAUGGACACGGACGCCAUCCUCGACACUCUCAGCAAGGAGGACAACAUCAAGCUGGUCUAUCUCUGCACACCCGGCAACCCCACCGGCUCCGUGUUGUCCAAGGAUGAUAUCAGGAGGGUGAUGGAGCACCCGACGUGGAACGGUGUCGUCGUUCUUGACGAGGCAUACAUUGACUUCGCGCCCGAAGGCAGCUCCCUCGCCGAGUGGGUACUCGAGUGGCCCAACCUCGUUGUCAUGCAGACCCUUUCCAAGGCCUUUGGCAUGGCUGGCAUCCGUCUCGGCGCCGCCUUCACGUCACCGCCGAUUGCCCGCCUCCUGAACGCGAUGAAGGCGCCGUACAACAUCUCCAGCCCCACGAGCGCCCUCGCAUGCUACGCCGUCUCCGAGAAGGGUCUGGCGGUCAUGCGCGACAACCGGACCAAAAUCCUGACGCAGCGAGAUCGCAUCAUCGCUGGGCUUCCCAAGAUCCCAGGUGUCGGAAGGCUGAGGGGCGGUACAGAGAGUAACUUUUUGCUCUAUGAGAUGCUCAACGCCGAGGGUAAGCCGGACAACGUCACGGCGCUGGCGGUAUACGAGCGCUUGGCCGAGAAUAAGGGCGUCGUCGUCCGGUUCCGCGGCAAAGAGCAUGGAUGCUUGGGUUGUCUACGCAUCACGGUCGGCACAGAGGAUGAGGUCACGAGGUUCCUGUCUUCCAUCGAGAAGACGCUGGCCGAGGUUCGUGGUGCUGGACGUCAGGCGGACGAGGAGAGGAAAGAAGUGGCGGCGAACGGGGUAGUUGCUUAA
Messenger RNA from Colletotrichum chrysophilum, 1248 nucleotides. RefSeq lists its product as uncharacterized. Lineage: Eukaryota; Fungi; Ascomycota; Sordariomycetes; Glomerellales; Glomerellaceae. Gene Ontology annotation, molecular function: L-histidinol-phosphate:2-oxoglutarate transaminase activity; pyridoxal phosphate binding. Gene Ontology annotation, biological process: L-histidine biosynthetic process. The coding region runs from base 1 to 1248 and encodes 415 amino acids. The transcript has 2 exons. The record is from RefSeq and is a predicted model, not a curated record.